This is a messenger RNA of Oryctolagus cuniculus (rabbit), 8481 nucleotides long. NCBI's taxonomy places the organism in Eukaryota, Metazoa, Chordata, Mammalia, Lagomorpha, Leporidae. The record is from RefSeq and is a predicted model, not a curated record.
GCCGCCGCCGCCUCCCGCCUCCCCGCCCCUUCCCCGGCCGGCGCUCCCGUUACGCCGCGGAGCCGGGAGCCCGAGCCCGAGCCCGCGGCGGCAGCGGGAGGCGGCGAGGGGGCGCCCCGGCGGCGGCGGCGGCGGCGGCGGCGGCGGGGCCUGCGGGGCCUGCGGGGCCUGCAGGCGGGCGGGCCGGGCCCGGCCAGGCCGCGAUGGCGACCAAGAAGGCGGGCUCGCGGCUGGAGACGGAGAUCGAGCGCUGCCGCUCCGAGUGCCAAUGGGAGCGGAUCCCCGAGCUCGUCAAGCAGCUGUCGGCCAAGCUCAUCGCCAACGAUGACAUGGCCGAGCUCCUCCUCGGGGAGUCGAAGCUGGAGCAGUUCCUGAAGGAGCACCCUCUGCGGCAGGGGGCCAGCCCCCGGGGCCCCCGGCCGCAGCUGACCGAGGUCCGCAAGCAUCUGACCGCUGCCCUGGACCGAGGGAACCUCAAGUCAGAAUUCCUACAAGAAUCCAGUCUGAUCAUGGCCAAGCUGAAUUACGUGGAAGGCGAUUAUAAGGAAGCCCUGAACAUUUACGCACAAGUGGGCCUGGAUGACCUGCCGCUCACGGCGGCGCCUCCGUACCGGCUGCGGGUGAUCGCUGAGGCCUACGCUACCAAAGGACUGUGUUUAGAGAAGCUGCCUAUCUCGUCUUCUACCAGUAACCUCCACGUGGACCGGGAGCAGGAUGUCAUCACCUGUUACGAGAAAGCGGGGGACAUCGCCCUCCUGUACCUCCAGGAGAUAGAGAGGGUAAUACUUUCUAAUAUUCAGAACAGAAGCCCCAAGCCUGGCCCUGCUCCCCACGAUCAAGAACUAGGGUUUUUCCUAGAAACAGGACUUCAGAGAGCCCAUGUCCUCUAUUUCAAAAAUGGGAACUUGACGAGAGGAGUCGGGAGAUUCAGAGAGAUCCUCAGAGCAGUCGAAACAAGGACCACUCAAAACCUGCGAAUGACGAUAGCCAGGCAGCUGGCCGAGAUCCUGCUGCGGGGCAUGUGUGAGCAGAGCUACUGGAACCCCCUGGAGAGCCCGCCCUGCCAGUCGCCUCUGGACGACCCUCUCCGGAAAGGAGCCAACACGAAAACCUACACCCUCACCCGCAGAGCCCGCGUCUACGCAGGAGAGAACAUUUUUUGUCCUCAAGAAAACACUGAAGAAGCCCUGUUGUUACUGCUGAUUAGUGAAUCAAUGGCCAACCGGGACGCUGUGCUGAGCAGGAUCCCCGAGCACAAGAGCGACCGCCUCAUCAGCCUGCAGAGCGCGUCUGUGGUCUAUGACUUACUGACCAUUGCUCUGGGAAGAAGAGGCCAGUAUGAGAUGCUGUCGGAGUGCUUAGAAAGAGCCAUGAAGUUUGCCUUCGAGGAGUUCCACCUCUGGUACCAGUUUGCUCUCUCGCUAAUGGCUGCUGGGAAAUCCGCCCGAGCCGUGAAGGUGCUGAAGGAGUGCAUCCGCCUGAAGCCCGACGACGCCACCAUCCCUCUGCUCGCCGCCAAGCUGUGCAUGGGCUCCCUGCACUGGCUGGAAGAAGCUGAAAAUUUUGCCAAAACUGUUGUCGAUGUGGGAGAGAAAACAUCCGAGUUCAAGGCCAAAGGCUACUUAGCUCUGGGACUCACGUACAGCCUGCAGGCCACUGAUGCUUCUUUGCGAGGGAUGCAGGAGGUCCUGCAGAGAAAGGCGCUGCUCGCGUUUCAGAGGGCCCACAGCCUGUCGCCUACAGAUCACCAGGCCGCCUUCUACCUGGCUCUGCAGCUUGCCAUCUCCAGGCAGAUACCGGAGGCUUUGGGGUACGUCCGCCAAGCUCUUCAACUUCAGGGGGAUGAUGCCAACUCCCUGCACCUGCUUGCCCUCCUCCUGUCAGCACAAAAACACUACCACGACGCUCUGAACAUCAUCGACAUGGCCCUGAGCGAAUAUCCAGAAAAUUUCAUACUGCUGUUCUCCAAAGUGAAGUUGGAGUCGCUCUGCCGGGGCCCGGAUGAGGCGCUCCUCACCUGUAAGCACAUGUUACAAAUAUGGAAAUCCUGCUACAACCUCACCAACCCCAGUGAUUCGGGACGAGGGAGCAGCCUCUUGGAUCGGACCAUCGCAGACAGACGGCAGCUGAACACCAUCACUUUGCCAGACUUCAGCGAUCCCGAGACAGUGUCAGAUUCCUCCUCCUCCUCCUCUUCUCUCUCAAGAACCGAGUCUUCCCUCCACCUGUUUGUGUCUUCUCAUCUUCAUUCUCAUCCCAAACCCGACACCUUUGUGUGGCCCCCUGCAGCUCAUGCAGUCAGUGACUCUGGUCCCCGCCGGGAGCCCUCUCUCUGCAGCUCACCAGAAGCAUACUUUCAUGGUUUUCCCUCCCUCUUUUCAGUUAGCUCUGUCCACGCCACGUCAGUAGCAGCCUCCAGGGUGGAGCAGGCUCUGUCAGAAGUGGCCUCGUCUCUGCAGAGCAGCGCCCCCAAGCAGGGCCCACUACACCCCUGGAUGACACUGGCACAGAUCUGGCUCCACGCAGCGGAAGUCUACAUCGGCAUUGGGAAGCCCGCGGAAGCCACCGCCUGCACCCAGGAAGCUGCCAACCUCUUCCCGAUGUCCCACAACGUGCUGUACAUGCGGGGCCAGGUCGCUGAGCUCCGCGGCCACCUGGAGGAAGCCCAGCGCUGGUAUGAGGAAGCCUUGUCCAUCAGCCCCACCCACGUGAAGAGCAUGCAGCGACUGAUGAAGCUGCUGGCCUGCCCCGUGGGGAGCCCGUGUGUCUCUCUCCAGACACAGAGGAGCCGAGCUGCAGGGACGCAGGGCCCCGCAGGGUCGCUCAUCCUCAGCACCCGCUGCUGGAUCCAGACAGAUGCCUGGGGCUGGAACCAACGUGCAAGCGAGCCACCCCUGCAGCAAUCUCCCAGAACAAACCAGAAGCAAAACCGGCCUCCUCCUAAGGACAGUGUGUUUCUCCAGGCCUCUCAAAGCAAGGCAGGUCAAUGGAGUUAUAAUUGGCUCUCUAAUUAGAACUCCCACAAGCUGUUAAGUUCUUUACCUGCUGCCUGGCAUCUCACACAAAGGUGACAAAUCUGCCUCUGCCUGGCAAUGAUUAAAGAAAGCCAGCUCCAGUCCCACCCCUCUUGCCGACAGCAGCCCCCUCCAGCUCCUUGCUCCCGCCCACACACCCACCAGCAAGCAUGACAGGGGACACAGGCUGGCUUACAGGAAAAUCGGCUGUAGGGAAAUGGGCUCCGAGAGCGGGGGUGCUGGGUGAGCUUUGGAGACUGAAUGGGAGGAGGCCAAGCCCUCGUCCCCGACUCGCAGGUGUGGCAAGUGUUCUGAGGGUGUCUCAAGAACGCAUUAAGCCUCCCACAACGAGUCGCACCCCUCCUCUCCCUCCCUGUGUCCUCAACACAGCACUGUCAGGACCGCGGUGUGCUUUGUGUGACAGGGCCGGGUCUGUCGCCGCCCCAGCAUCUCCUGUGCCCGCUCUGUCCCUUUGCUCCGGGGCUGGCGCCUCGCCGUCCCUGGCAGCCAGCAGAUGCAGCGGUGCGUGCCGGAGCCAGCAGCCCCGUCUGCUCAGCCCUCCGCAGCCCCACCUGCAGUGGCUCCCCUUGGCAGGUUCACAUCAGCCGUGGGAGGGGCAUGUGGAUGGUGGAAAGACAAGUGCUGCCGACCAGGGCGUUUUUCCCUCGGGAGCCCUGCAUCCAAAGGGUGGGAGGGGAGGCAGAGCCAGGGGGCGCGGCGGACACGAGCAGAGGACCCCCACCCCCACCCCAGCCCUGACUCCCGGGACAGAGGGCGCUGGCCAUGCACAGAUCUGAGGGAGCUCGCCUGCCAUCCAGGAGGAGACGGAGCGGCUGCAGAGCGGGGGAGGCAGCACAGCUCAGGGUGCCCAGGCCAGGGAGGGGGAGAGCCGAGCUUGAGUUGUGCCCUCACCAGACACUGGCAGUGGGGGUGACUCGGCUCUCUCACUUAAUCUCUGUAGCACAGAAGUGAACAUUCCCACCUCGCAGGUUCGCCCAGGGGCCACACGUGGCCCUCAGCACUUGCCCUGUCCGGGAGCUUCGCCUGGAGCCCCUGUGCCCCCCUCCCCCUGGCACAGAGUGGCUGUGAGAAUCGUGUGUGGAGCGGAGAGGCCUCAGGGGCCGACGAGGAGGGGUGUGGGCACCCCCGUGGGCCUGUCCCUCCCCUCCCCUUGAGAGAAACCAAAGCAAAGCAGGGAAGGGUCCCCAUGGGCUUCCGGGGUGCUGAACCCCUCAGCUCCGGGGGACAGCCAGAGCCCGCAGGACAGGUCACCUCUGGCUGUCGGCAGGCGCUGUAUGGGCCCCGGUGCCUGCAGUAGGAGCCGGAGAGCAGGUGGCCACAGGAGCAGUAUCUGCGGGUGCCUUCCAGUGUCCCUGUCUCCUCCAAGUCAUUGUUUAAGCCCCCAGGGACCGUUUCCGAGCUCCCUGCCUGGGCAUCUGGCUCCUGGGAAAGCUAAGGAUGUGCUUGUUAGCCGUGAACCAUUGCACGGUAGGCGGCCUCGCGUAUUACUCAGCUUGGCGCAGGGGAGCGGCCGCUUGGUGGGGCUCAUCCCCACGGCGCUGACUCGCGGCUUGGAGGGAACGGCUCUAAUCUCGAUGCUGAUUUAUUCCACGUUGAGUGGCAAAUGAUAGGCACGCAACCGUGUGGGAGAGAAUGUGCCAGGCUGGGCCUCCGCUCCUGCCCAGGGCUCCAGCCUCAGGAGUGCAUCCGUUUCUGCACCGCCACACGGUUCCCCAGCCCGCAUCUGGGGGCCCUGAGGAGAGAGCUCCCGGAGCAAGAGGCCCAGUUUCUGAGCGAAGGGCCUGCUUCUCUCGCCCUCGCUGGAUCGCAGCCUUGGCUGUGCUGGUGCAUCCAGGACUGCUGUGCGGUGUGUGCAGGAAGUGGCCAAGGCCAUCGGCAGGGCUGCUGGCCUGUGAGGUCCCUGACCCCGCCUCCCACCCAGACUUGCUUCUUUGCAUUCCAGCCCUCCCUUUGUUGCAGAGUGUCUUGUCACUUCUGGCUGUGCCACCUGCAGCGCACCAGGAUGACCCCACCCACAGCGGCAGGAUUCAGGCCCCGGGGUUGUCCAGAGAACUGCUCCCUCCAGCUGCAGCAGGGGUGGAGCAGGAGGGCCUAGGGUGUGCAGCUCCAGCAGGGCCCAUCCUCCUCCUUUCUGGGGAGGCUCGGGCUGUGGGGAGUGCUGUGGCCGGCCUGGCGUCGUCCCGGCAGCUGCUCGGCGUCCGGCAUUCACCAGUGGAGUCCAGAUGCAGGCUGCAUCCCUCGGUAGCCUCAGGGGUGCCGCCUGGAAGCCGUGCCUGCUGUCCUGGCUAGGGGAGCACCCUCAUUCCCACCACCCCCACAGCCCUUCCGCAGUGGGCCCAGAGGUAGUUUCCACGCUGGUUCUCAGGGUAGAUUCUGGGCUGAACAGAGGAGGCGGCUGGGGCAGGCCUGGGAGCUGACACCCACUCCACAUCAGCUGAGUGCCCCCAGGAUGUGCCAGGGGCUGGAGUGACUUGCAUUAGUGAGUAUGCCUGCCAGGUCCCAGGGACCACCAGGUGUCAGGGAGGCAGAGAUGAGCCCCACAGCCCCUGCCUCCAGGGGCCUGAGCCGUCUCCGGCCAGCAGCCGCGAGUGCUCCUUGCACCGAGCUUUCCCGAGCUCCCUGUAAACCCCACAGCCCUCUUGUGGCUCCACUCCACUGCUUCCUUUCAUUUUUGUUUUCUUUUUUAAAAAACAUUAUUUGGAAAGUCAAGUUACAGAGAGAGAGGGAGGGACAGACAGAAAGAGAGAGAUCUUCCAUCCACUGGUUCUUUCCUACAAUGGCCCCAACAGCCAGCACUGGGCCAAGGAGCCAGGAGCCAGGAGCUUCUUCCAGGUACCGGGGCCCAAGCAUUUGGGCUAUUCUUCACUGCCUUCCCAGGCCAUUAGCAGGGAGCUGGAUCAGAAGUGGAGUAGCUGGGACUCAAACCAGCACCCAUAUGGGAGCCAGCAUUUCAGGUAGUGGCUUUACCUGCUAUGCCAUAACACAACUCCCUCCUCCCCCGUUUUUAAUUUUUUACUGGAAAGGCAGAGAGACAGAGAAAGAGACAUUUGCUCUCAGUGUUGAGUGAUAAGCGGUCAGCUCCAGAACAGAGAGCACCUCCCACAGUUGCACCCUACCCCACCUAGGGACAGGCUGAAGCUGAGGCCAGAUGAGGGUGUGUCAGGGUCAGGGGGGAGGGAUCCCAGCCGCGGAGCCUCAGGACCUCAGCUGCGGUCCCCAGACCCCCCACCCCCCGGGCCUGGUGCUCUCAGGGUUCCCCUCAGGGCAGCUCCAUGGUGGUUACAUGUGAAGGAUUUCUUUGACUGUGGGGACCCACAGGGAGCCCAUCCGACCCUCCCCCCAUCAGAGCCCUGCAGUCGUGCCCCCUCCCUCGUGUCCCCACCCUCUGCCUGGGCCUGCGGCUCUCACCUGUGCAUGCAGGGCCCCCCCCACCCAGCCCCUAGAAGCCUGGGCCUGAGGCAGGGCCAGGGUCACCCAGAGCCUCCUAAGUGCCCCCACUUCCCAGCCAGCGCUCAUGCCCGGGGAGCAGCUGCCUCCCCUGGAGGUGGGGAGGGCUCCCCAGGAGGGUGAUUAGCACCAAACUUUCCACUGUGUAGAUGUCGGGGCCAUGGGGAAGCGCUGACUUCCAGGCCACGCUGGGCUGUUGCUGGGGAAUAAGUCAGCCAGGGAGAUGUGGGAGCGAGGCAACAGGUGUUCCUGCUGGCUGCCAGUGGAAAAGUGCGGGCAGGGGAGCCCCCGGGCAGGCGCAGCAGGUCCCAGGGCAUUGCACGGGCUCUCCUAGGAGCUGGCAGCCCCGCCUCGGAGCCACUGCAGUGGCAACAAAGCCAGGUUGGGGGCGGGGAGGCCAACUAAAACUUACCAGCCAGGGCCCCUUUGGGGGACCCCAAGGCUUGCUCCUCCCAGGGACCCCACACACGCAGGCACACACAGCAGGCCUGGGUCCCUGCUCACCGAUUGUCAUGGGCUGCUCCAGGGGCCUCUCUGGCCUGACCUCUCUCAGUUAGGGCCCUGCAGCCUGCAGUGCAGGUGCCUGUGCUGGUGCUUCCAGUGUGCUCAUUGCAUUAGCGAGAGCCACGCCCCAGGCUGCAGCCAGCAGGGAGCUUGCCCAGACCUGGGGCCCUGGAGCGCCUGCCCCCUCCCCGCCUGGGUGUCCACAGACUCUGUCUGUGGCAGCAUCUGGUACCCGGGUGCUGGAAUGUGGGAUGACCUGUGACUCUGGCAGGCUGGAGCGGGGCAGCCCCGGGCUUGCCUCUGUUCUCUUGUCCAGUCUUUGCAGCUCUGAAGUCCAAGCAGACCUAUGGCUGCUGCCAUGAAAUCAUCCGACACUAUCGAAACCAUCUCUCCCUCUCACUGUCCCGACCAUUCAAGGGCCAGUGAGGGGAUUCUGAGUUCUUGGACAGGUGGGUUGUGGCUGGGGCACAGACAGCCCCAUGGCCUAGAUCCUUGGGUGGCAGUGAUGCACAGCUCCCAUACCUUGUGCAUGACUGGGUAUCUGCAUGAGCUCAUCACCCAGCAGAGAAAACAGAAUUGGGGGAGGGGGUGUACUCUCGGCCCCAGGCAGACGCUGCCAGGGCGAGCUGCAGGGGAGGGAAGUGGCGGCCCGCGCCCCAUCCUGCUGCUCUGUCUGGCGGCACCCAGACUGUGAGGCUGAAGGGGCUGCCCUGCGGGUGGCCCUCCUGGCCCCUGGCGGGUGAAGUGGGCGUGCUUCAGGCUGCCCAGAUAGGGACAUCACCAUCAACCGCCCCACCCCAGGUCCUCUGAGUGACCUUGGGUCCCGAGAGCCCAUGGCCUGGUUCUCCUGGAACCUGGCACCGUGUGUGGAGAAAGGACUCGUGGGGCCCGGACGGACCAGCAGGGCACCAGCGCGCCUAGCACUCUGUGCCAGGAGGAUCCCUCCCUGGGCAGCACCAGCCGUACAGGGAACCUUGGCCCGUGGCGCCCAGAGCCAGCUGAGCCAUCAGAGAAGGCGCCGGGCUGCAUCCCUGCACCGCCUGGGUGCCUGACUGCCCUCCUAGAGAUCCUGGGAGUCUGACCCAGAGCAGCGGGCCCUGACCUGGGCCUCAGGAAGCCUGGGUUCCGAGAGCCACCUCUCCUCUGCCUGGCCAGGGACCUGAGCCCGUGCUUUCCCUCCCAGGAAUGAGAUGCAUCACUUCCGGGCCCCUCCCUGGCCCUGCCCGUUCAGCUGUGAAUGCUGAGGGGCAGCUGCUGCCGGAGGACUUGGGCACGCAGGGCCCGGCGUUCAGGGUGCUUCUAGGGCAGGAGCAGCAGCUCCCACUCGGGUUCCAGGUCUCCACUAGAGCCGUCUGGCCAUGAAGCAGCCACCCCACCCAGAGCCUCACACUUCCCAGUCACUGUAGGAAGCACAGGAGUGUGGCUUUAUUUCUGGAAGGUCCUCCCCUACCUCCCCUCUACCUCCCCUACCUCCCCUCUACCUCACCUACCUCCC